Durusdinium trenchii is the source of this 585-nucleotide messenger RNA. Lineage: Eukaryota; Dinophyceae; Suessiales; Symbiodiniaceae. The record is from the annotation of a GenBank genome assembly.
AUGCCCAGGGAGCCCUCUUCAUGGCAGGCCUACUGUGCGAGGGAUGCUGAGCGUGCCAAGGCAGACUCUGUAGCAGAGCCGCCAGAAGAGCUGAAUGAUACAGAGGAUACUACAGGCACAACAACAACUGUGACGAGCACCAGCUUGGACACUGUCACCUCCGUGGAUAUGAUUUGGACAAAUGAAUCAAAAGAUUCCAAUGACUCGAAUGCCUCAAGCACGACGACAGUUUCGGUCACACGUACCAGGACGAUGACAAGCACCACCAUUACGACCAUGACAACAAUGGAUCCUGCGCUGCUACAAGAGCAGCGGUCCUUGACGACCCCCAUCCCUGAUCCUCCAUUGCACCCUGGCACCUGUGAGUUGGUGCCCUUUUUGCCAACCUUGCUUUGUGCAGCCUCGGCGCUCGGACCUGGCGCAGUGUUGCUCUUCUUCUCAGCCAGGUACUUCUCGUCACUCUUGGGGUUGAUGGCGGGUGCCUUGGCAGCCGCAUCUGCCUGUGGCCUUGGCGCCAUUGCCAUUUUCAUGGCAGGCUUUCUCAGCCUCCGUGGCCUCAUGAGUGCUGCUGGGCCACAACUGGUG